CAGUUUGCAACUUUGUCCGAUCCGCAAACUUUCACCGUUGGAUUGAGCUGAAAUUUUGUCGGGGAGUCAACAAUAUAUUGAUCUACAUUUUGAAUGGUCCAGUAAGGUAAGAUGGAAGCUAUGGUAGUAGUAGUGUGGUGGGCUUGGCUUUUGGGAGCUUUGCCACUGCUGGGGUGGCUGCUGUGGUGGUGGAAUGAGCUCUGGUAUGCCACUCCCCUUAACCUCCGGUAUUCCGGCACUGGCACCAAGCUGCCUCCUGGUCAUAUGGGACUUCCGUUAUUCGGAGAAAUGUUCAAGUUCCUUUGGUACUUCAAGGUUCUUCGUCGUCCCGAUGAUUUCAUCAACUCAAAGAGACGAAGUCAGGUACGGCGACGGUGCAGGAAUAUACAGGAGCUACCUGUUUGGAUCACCAUCCAUCAUAGCAUGCUCCCCAUCGGCAGUCAAGUUCUUUUACAGAUCAGAGGACGUCUUUCCACUGAAGUGGCCCAAUGUUGAUCUCGUCGGUCUUACUUCUCUGGUCGCCGUUAAUGGGACUGGACAUGCCAGAAUCCGGAGCUACGUUUCCAAUGCCAUCAACGGGCCUGAUGGUCUCCGCCGGAUUGCCGUCGCGGUGCAACCUCGCAUGGUCGCUUCACUCCAGUCAUGGGCACAGAUGGGUAGAAUCAAAACAUUUGAUCAAGUAAAGAAGCUCACAUUUGAGAACAUUGGAAAAUUAUUUGCAAGCUUGGAACCGGGUCCUGCUCUAGAUGAUAUGGAUCGAUUGUUUGGUGGGGUGGUUAAAGGAAUUAGAGCCCAACCACUGAAUUUUCCGGGAACUGCCUAUCACCAUGCUCUCAAGUGUAGGAAGAAGCUUGAGGCAAUAUUUAGGGUGGAGCUAGAGAAGAAGAAGAAGAACCAUAAUGGAGUUCAGAAGACAAAUGACCUAAUGGAUGGAUUGAUUCAAAUGAAAGAUGAUGAAGGUAAUACAUUAAGUGAUCAAGAGGUAGUGGAUAAUAUUGUCAGUCUUGUUGUUGCUGGCUAUGAAUCUACUUCCCUUGCAACCAUGUGGGCUGUCUAUUUUCUUGCCAAGUCCCCCACUGUACUCCAAAAGCUGCGGGACGAGAACAGGGCUAUGAGAAAGAACAAGCAAGAUUAUUUCAUUACAAGUGAAGAUGUUUCUAAAUUGAAAUACACCAACCAGGUUGUGGAAGAAACAAUUAGAAUGGCCAACAUUGCCGCAUUUGGUUUUAGAUUAACUACCCAAGAAGUAGAAUAUAAAGGGUAUGUAAUACCAAAAGACUGGAAAGUAGUUCUGUGGUUUCGAUAUUUCCAGACAAAUCCAGAGAACUUUGAUGAUCCAAUGUGCUUUAACCCUGAUAGAUGGAAUGUAAGCACCUAUUCCUAACAUGUUUUAACAAAGAUAAGUUCUUUAACUUAAGAACUUGGGUUUUGCUUUCUUAAUUAGGGGCCGGCAAGGCCUGGUGCGUAUCAGGUUUUUGGUGGUGGACGAAGAAUCUGUGCUGGGAACAUGCUUGCUCGGAUACAACUUGCACUCUUUCUUCACCAUUUAUCUGUUGGAUACAGGUGGGAACUACUCAAUCCAGAUGCAGAGAUGAUUUAUCUGUCACAUCCAAAGCCAGUUGAUGGGGUUGAGGUUAAGUUCGUUACAUUGUAGUAUGUUGGUUCCAGUUGCACACUAAAGAAUGCAGUUAACUGCAACUAAACAACUGGAUUUGAAUGCUGACAAAGUAAUUGGGAUUUGGAUGUGAAGUAACAUAUUAAUCUUAUGCUUGUUUGUUGCUUGGAUUUGUAAUAUAGUCAGUUCUUCGGAAUGGGGACCAUCACCUUUGUUAUCGAUUUGUUCUAGCUAGCUUUGAGCAACUUCAGUACAAGAAAAUUGCAGGAAGGAUCAUUAGAUAUUUUUAUCAACUUUAUAAUUGAGAAUAACACUUUCAUUUUCCA
This is a messenger RNA of Rubroshorea leprosula, 1941 nucleotides long. The record is from the annotation of a GenBank genome assembly. Lineage: Eukaryota; Viridiplantae; Streptophyta; Magnoliopsida; Malvales; Dipterocarpaceae.